AUGGAAUCCGCAUUCCCCUUACGCUCAUCAUCCCUUCUUUUUCUCCUACUGCUCCCAUCCCUCUCCCUCCUCCAUCCUCCUCCCCAAGCAACAGCUUCUCCACUAUCCGAGACCAAAGCUCUCCUCCACUUGAAAUCCACUCUCCAUGACCCCUCACGAGCCCUCCACUCAUGGGCAACCCUCCAUAACUCCACCACCACCUCCCCAUGCUCAUGGCUCGGCAUCACAUGCACCAACUCUCGCAUCACCGAGCUCAGCCUCCCGCGAGCCGGCCUGGUCGGCACUCUCGACGCCCUCGAUUUCUCCGCCCUUCCCUCCCUCACUGUCGUCAGCCUCCGUCGCAACUUCCUUACAGGCGCCAUCCCUGCGGCCAUCGCCAACCUCUCGGGCCUCGUCUCGCUUGACCUCGCCCACAACCGCCUCUCUGGUACCCUCCCCACCUCGCUCGCCACCCUCUCCCUCCUUGUAAAACUCGACCUCUCUGCUAACGAGCUCACCGGAGAAAUCAUUCCAGCCAUCUUCGCCAACUGGACUAGGCUCACCUACCUUCGGCUCGAACAAAAUCGGCUCACUGGAAACAUCCCGACGGAAAUCCGCCACCUUUCAAGUCUCCGUACCCUUCGUCUAUCUGACAACCAACUAGGUGGCCCCAUACCUCGUGAACUAGGCGAUCUCAAGAGUCUGGUCCGGCUAGAUUUGAAUUCCAACAACUUCACUGGUUCCAUUCCUCGAUCCUUAGGCAAUCUAACGAGGCUGACCCUACUGUGUAUCGAGGAAAACCAAAUCUCCGGCAACCUUCCUCCUGAACUAGGAAACCUGGUCCAACUUGGAGAGAUUGGCAUGUCUAUGAACCAUCUGACGGGGUCCAUUCCUUCUAGUGUAGGCAACUUGUCCAACCUUUACGCCUUAUUCCUCGACACAAACCAGCUCUCGGGACCCAUCCCUGAUGAAAUAGGGGGCCUUGAAAGCCUCGAGUUGCUUGUCCUGAGCCAAAACAGUCUUGCCGGUCCCAUUCCACCGUCGAUCGGCAAUCUGAGCCAGCUGAUCCUUUUCUAUAUAAACCAAAACGGCAUCUCCGGUGGGCUUCCACCGGAGCUGGGAAAGCUUGCGAAUUUAGAAAACUUGAAUUUCGCUUCUAAUCUUCUAGCAGGUUCCAUUCCUUCUAGCUUUGGCAACUUGACCCAGCUAAACAUAUUGUAUCUUCUCUACAAUCAAUUAACUGGUCCCAUCCCCCAUGAAUUAGGGAACCUGGGGAACCUGCAGACGCUAAUUCUCAGCAACAAUUCUCUCACAGGCCCCAUCCCUUCCAGUUUCGAGAAGUUGACUCAGCUAGAAGUUUUAUACCUCGCCUUCAACCAGAUAUCUGGGUCCAUCCCCUCCUAUCUCGGAAACAUGACCACGCUGCAAUCCUUGUCUCUGCACCGCAAUCAAAUCUCCGGAACCAUCCCUCGUGAACUAGGAAAUCUAGUGAACUUGACUGAUCUGAUAAUUUCGGACAACCAAAUCUCGGGUUCUAUCCCGCCAUCCUUGGGCAACCUGACGAACCUAUCAGAAUUAGUG
Molecule: messenger RNA, 1560 nt
Organism: Elaeis guineensis (African oil palm)
Lineage: Eukaryota; Viridiplantae; Streptophyta; Magnoliopsida; Arecales; Arecaceae
Source: RefSeq, a predicted model, not a curated record